AUGCGGCGGCGGUGUGUGUGGUGGUUGUUUUGGUGUUGUACAGAACUUGCGCUUGUUAAAGUGCUGCUGUACUGGUUGGUCUCCCUUGAUAAUUGUUUUAAGCGCAUGCGAUUAUAUACCAUGGUAUGUGCACUUGCACAGUUUCGAUCUUGUUAUAUUUUCUUCUUUCCCCGUUUGUCGCUGCCUUUGUGUGUGUGUGUGUGUGUGUGUGUGUGUGUGUGUGUGUGUGUGUGUGUGUGUGUGUGUGUGUGUGUGUGUGUGUGUGUGUGUGUGUGUGUGUGUGUGUGUGUAUGUUUGAGGUUAGAGGCUUAG
This is a messenger RNA of Trypanosoma brucei brucei TREU927, 312 nucleotides long. RefSeq lists its product as hypothetical. The record is from RefSeq and is a predicted model, not a curated record. The coding region runs from base 1 to 312 and encodes 103 amino acids. The transcript has a single exon. Lineage: Eukaryota; Euglenozoa; Kinetoplastea; Trypanosomatida; Trypanosomatidae.